UCGCGCCCUGGGGGGGUCGGUCUCGUGACUGACAGCCUGGCCCUGCACAGCUUAGAGGGAGCGGAAUUCCCAUCUCCCUCGAUGUCACAGCAUCAUGGAGGAGGUGGACAGGAUCCUCAUACAUUCCCUUCGCCUCUCUGGGACGGACAUCCCCGACGAAGUGCAGAGCAUCCGCGAAUUCACCACCGAGUUGAUUGUCGAGGCCGUCGUGCGAUGCCUCCGGGUCAUUAACCCUUCCGUGGGGGCCAGCCUGAGCCAUAUCCUGCCUCCCGGGAUGUCCGCCCGCUUCCGGAUCGGCAUGAGCCUGGCGCAAGCCUGUCAGGACUUGGGGUACCAAGGGGAAGUCGGCUACCAGACCUUCUUAUACAGCAGCGAGCCGGAAAUCCGACGCCUUCUCCUCUUCCUUGUGGAGAAGCUGCCACGCGAUGCUUCGGAAGAUGCCAGCCAGCCUGUGGGCAAAUCGACGACACUUCACAGAGCGAUCGCCGCUACCGUCAAGGAGCAACUGGCCAUCCCUUGGGUGCCCCCAACCUGCCGUACCCCCCGCCUGCAGCUGUUACAGGGUUCGUGCCUGUUGAAGCAAUUCCAAGCUCGGCCUUUGGUCCUGCCUCGGGAGUCGGGACCAUCCAGUGGGAAGCUGCCCCAAGAGAGGAAAGACUACUUCGUCCACUUCCUGCCCCCGGUGUCCGCCCAGCUUCCCCGACCUGCGUCUUUCGCACCGUCCCUGUUGGAGCACAACGCGGCCGACCUGAGCGCAGCCCAGGACUGGGAGAACGAGUGGAAGAGUCAAGGCCUCGGAUCGCGCAUGUCUCCUGAGGAAUACCGCCAAUGGAAGAACCAGCGGCUGCAGCGUCGCCUCCUGGACCAGUUACGCCAAGCGUGCCCCCAGGCUGGGCCCGAGGCGGAGCCUGCAACCCAAAUACAGACGCCGCCAAUCUCCCGAACCUCCGAACAGGAAUCACAGGAAAGACAAGCAGCUGAAGUGGAGGCCUUGGAAAGUGAACUGGGCCGCCUUGUGGGGCAAAUUGAGGCGCUGGAAGGCCAGAUGGCCACCCUCGGACUGACUCUCACACAGGUGGAGGGAGAGGUGCGGCAGCGGCAGCUGGGUGCGACCGAACUGGAGCAGACCUUGCGCGUGAAGGGCCGGACCGUGGAGCUGUUGCCUGACGCGGAAAACAACAUGGCCAAGCUGCAGGUGGUGGUGGAGAGCAGCGCGCAGCGGAUCAUCCAGCUGGCCGCCCAGUGGGAGAAGCACCGAGUGCCGCUCAUCCAGGAAUUCCGGGAGCUCAAGGCCCUGCAUGACUCCAAGGAGCUGGAGUCAUCCCGACGCCUCUCGGAGAUCAGGGAACUGCAUGAGCGGAUCCGGUCGGCCGCUGACGAGGCCAAGCGCAAAGACGAUCUUUACAAGCAGUUGCUGCUGGAGCUGGAAUCCCUUCCCAAAGACGUCUCUCGCUCUGCCUACACCCAGCGCAUUCUGGAGAUAGUCAGCAACAUCCGUAAGCAGAAAGAGGAGAUCACCAAGAUCCUGUCUGACACUAAGGAACUCCAGAAGGAGAUCAACAGCCUGACUGGGAAGCUCGACCGGACUUUUGCUGUCACUGAUGAGCUGGUGUUUAAGGACGCCAAGCGAGAUGAGGCUGUGAGGAAAGCAUACAAGUACUUGGCAGCCUUACAUGAGAGCUGUAGUCAGCUGAUCCAAACAAUCGAAGACACAGGCACCAUCUUGCGCGAGAUCCGGGAUCUUGAGGAGCAGAUCGAGAGCGAAACCAGCAAGAAGACUCUGAGCAACUUGGAGAGGAUCCUCAGCGACUACCGGGCCCUGAAGCAGGAGAACGCGGCGCUGCUGAGCCGGACCCGGGAAACCUGAAGAGCUCCGUCCCGUGCCCCGCCCACUCGCCUGGGUGCUUCCCCCAUUCGGACUCCGCGGUGCCUCUUAACCCGCAGGGGCGUGGAGAGCAAGCAAGGCUUCCCUUUCCGGCCUCUGUCGGCCUCACGGAGUGGCCUAGAAACCCAGCACGUUUUGCCAGGGGGGGGACGGACCUGCAAGGUCACCCUUCCGGCAUAGAUUGUACGUUGAAGAAACCCAGGGAUUGGUUCCGUCCCUUAUUGGUUGAAACCAACACCCUCUUUUGCGUCCUCCCCCCCAAAACAAUAAAGUU
Messenger RNA from Gekko japonicus, 2159 nucleotides. It is a transcript of the gene CCDC22, whose product is annotated as coiled-coil domain containing 22. Gene Ontology annotation, biological process: positive regulation of ubiquitin-dependent protein catabolic process. Bases 95 to 1867 code for a protein of 590 amino acids. The transcript is spliced from 18 exons. Lineage: Eukaryota; Metazoa; Chordata; Lepidosauria; Squamata; Gekkonidae. The record is from RefSeq and is a predicted model, not a curated record. Gene Ontology annotation, molecular function: cullin family protein binding.